AUGACCAUGAGAACUCCCCCCAAUGCUCCCCUGCAUCUAUACCAAAACCGACCAGAUCUGCCUCAGAUGAGAUUGGUCUCUUCGUCAAGCGAUCGUCGCCUCUCGCCAACGACAGAACAAUGGCACGAUGAAUCGCAAACCGUACUGCUGGAAGGCAUUGGCGAUCUACGGAAUGACCACACCAGUGGCGCAAAGGCUUUGGCGACAAAGGCCGUGGCCCUACUGAUGCGAAUCGGGCGGGUUGCUGGUAAUGGUCUGGCUAACGAGCAGUCGACAACAGAUGAUAAAGACCAGACUUGGUGGAUUACGGUCCGUAGGGCUGGCUGGGCAAUAUCUACGUAUGGGAGACCUAGCAUGGGAGCUGCGAUUACAGUUGCUGUGGUCAACGCGCUGGAGCGAGGUGAGGCCGCCCAGCGAGAAUUUGAGAGUGCUACUUCCGCUCCGGAGCAGGCCCGUGGUACAGAAUUGAUAAGCCAUCGGAUCCGAAAGAUGGAGGAAUACUUGAGGGAACGAAGGCAGGGUGGCGCGCAGAUCGGACAGAAUUUACGACAGUUUAUUCGAAGCAGAUUCGCCGCUGAACCGGGUGAGCACAAAGUGACGGUGUUGACAUUAAGUCUGAGUUCAACUAUCAAGGAUGCUCUGAUGACCUUGCUUGAGCUUGAGCAUCAACCAAAUGUCUGCGAGCGCGAAGCGAAACUGGUGAUCCACCUCCGCAUUAUGGAGUCUCGUCCCCUGUGCGAAGGGGCGGAGCUCGCAAGGAUGCUUGCGGCGGAAGCAGCCAGCAAAGGGUAUACCGGUAAUCUGAGAAUUGAAGUCGCAUCCGAUGCCAGCGUUGCAAUCCUUGCACGAGAUGUCGACCUUGUCCUUAUUGGCGCCGAUCGGAUCUCGGAAUCCGGAGAUGUAAGUAAUAAGACGGGCAGUCUCCCUGCGGUUUUGUGCGCGAAGAGCGUAUCGAAGGAUGCUGUUAUUGCUACAUUAUCGGACCUUGAAAAAGUCGCAAAGCCAGGGAGGAUGGAGGAACACCUCGAAGAGGAUAACGACCCGGCGGAGCUUUCGAGUGCCUGGGCGCCUUUGGUGCGUGAAAGCAUAUCACAGGAGGCGUGGAGCGAAGUCGUCACGGUGAAGAACGUGUAUUUCGAAUGGGUGCCUGCGAGCCAUAUCAACCAUUACAUCUGCGAGACGGGCAUCCUGAGCGCGGUCGACAUCCAGAGACAGUCGCAGUGGGUAUCGGCUGCCGAACAGCGGUUAUUUGGGGAGCUGGGCGGCCCCUACCAUGGGGCUGCGCGAAGCUUUAUCGAUAAGGCGGCGCUAGGCCCAAAACAGCAGCCCGUAAACAAACCAAAACAAACCCCCGUGAUGCCGCCAAACAACCUGCAGCACGGCUCCUUGUCCUGUCCAGCUCUGCGAUUUAUGUGCUCGGAAACCAAGCGCGACUUGGGGUUUGUGGAAGGGGAUUUGAUUGAAUGUCUCAAUGCCGGCGACGGGUCAUGGUGGACGGGCCGUUUGAAGCGCGAUCCACGCAUGGUGGGAGUGUUUCCGUCGAAUUUCGUCAAGGUCCUCGAGGAUUUCGUGCCCGGCAGCCGCUCCGUAAGCCCGCUACCGCCCAGUGCGCAGGUCACUCCGUCAAAUUCCACUGCCGGCGGCCCCAAGAAACAAAAGACAAUUUUCAGGAAACCGUUUCAGGGUUACAAGGAGGUGGUUGGGCCGUCAGGGAGCCUUUCUGCGCAAUCAAAACCAGCUGUGUCGCCUAUAAAAACACCAACCCAAAGGCAACCUGUAAAGAGGCCUCGGGACCCCGACCGCACGCCCACAGCGAGACGCAGCGAACCUCCCGUCCGCCCUCCGUCACGUGCUAUUUCGCCCGCUCCGCCGCCUCCGCCGGCCCCAGUAGCGGAAAGGGAUGAGUCUCCGCCCCCUCCACCUCCGCCUCCGCAUCGGAUUCUCCACAGGCGCUCUGUAUCACCUCAACCGCGAUACUACAGCCAGGUACCAAAUAAUUAUCCUCCAAGGACGCCCUCCCCGUUUCCGCAGUCGCCUAUUAACGUGAAUACGCCGUCACCGCUGAGGGAUGCAAUUGAAGACGUCAUGUCCUCCUUGCAUGAUAUGGGCGUCCAUCGUGGGGCCCAUUCCCCCCAACCUCCGCCUCAUGCAUCCAUGAAUCCCUGGUCACCGGAGGCUUUCGAUCAAAUACACGAGCAUACCGGCCGAGGCCGAAAUGAGCGACCGCUAACUUCCUUGGGCCUUGGUAGUCACGAUCCUUCCCAGGAAGAUGACUUUUCUUAUCAGCAUAAUAAUAGCAAUACUAGUAAUCGCUAUUAUGACGGCCCUCCACAGCUCAGUAACUAUGUUGAAAGAAUGGAGAGUCGACUGCGACAGCUGCAUGCGCAAGAGCAAGAAGAUCGCGAUGAGCUUCACCUCCCGCCACCUACACCACCGAAGAAAGACCCUCAGGGGAACGAGGACUUCAUGUCCCAACGGCAACGAUCGCUUAGAAACCGAAAGUCAAUUAGCGAACUUAAUAGCGCGUAUCUUGGCCGCACAUUCACAACCAAGUCAACGGCAACCAAUUCUUCGAGCGGCGUCCAGAGUGUGGCGACAAAUAGUACUACUAGCACUGGAUUAACGAGCCAGAGCUUAAUGAGCGGUACAUCCGCGGGUGGAUUCAGUGCAACGAGUGCAGCGAGCUUUGCCCGGCGUACUAAAGCAUUUGGAAUAUCGGGGGAUAGACCACGGAGUCCGAUAAACCGCCCACGGUCUCGAGGAGUUUAUGGCUUAGAAAGAGGCAACUCUACAAGCAGUAGGCCACAAACACCUUUGACAGGAAUAUCGUAUCAUUCGAGUCACAAUUCAUCUCGACAAGGCGCCACAUCUGCAAUGGGAUGGUCCGAGUAUAACAAAGGGAACGACUCUCCAGGCGUUUUCGGAGGACUCACAACGCCCAAAUCAAAGAAAACUGGUUUCCUGAAGAAAAUCUUAGAAUCCGCGAAAACCGGCGCUGCGACUGCGAGGAGCAAUAUUGCGGCAUCUCAAAUAUCGCGCCCAUCAUCCCCAACAAAGAAUUUGAUCCAGAGUGGCAUCGCUUCCUUAUCUCCUACUCGGCACGGUAAAGAUGCCUCAAAAGAAAUGGGUAUUGGAGGGAAUGAUUGGGUGCAAGUCCGAAGAGAUGUUAAUCGAGCAACUACUCCUAGUCGGCAUGAGCUCAUUGAGCGAGUCGAACGAUGCCAAAUGAUGGAUCAUCCGGUGAUAGCCCCGGUGGAAGAACUUCACGAGAACGCGGAGGGGGACGAAGGUAUUGAUGGUUUACCAAUCGCUGAACCGACAAAUUGGAAUAAUCUGAAUCUGCAGUUGGUAGAUAAAAGUGCUCGAUUCAUCACCAGCCUACCGCCAAUGAUGAAUCCUACGAGCUUGGCUCAGGGAUAUGUGUGUCGCCCGUACCGAAGCGAUGCACAGAGAUUGCGUGCUAUUUUCACCUGGGUUAGCGAGAAGAUAACGUGGGAUGAUGAUCUGGACGGUGAUGUUGACCUGCGAAGAGUCAUUCUCAUGAAACGAGGUUGUCCACAGGAAGUCGCGGUACUGAUCAUGGAAAUGUGUGCUGCAGUUGGUCUCCACGCUGAGGCUGUGCGAGGAUAUUUGAAGACCCCUGGUGAAGUUAUAGAUUUCGACUGUCUUUCUAGGCCGAAUCACUGGUGGAACGCGGUUCUGAUUGAUGGAGAAUGGAGAAUCAUGGAUUGCUCGCUGGCCAGCCCGACGCAUCCGCGGAGAUCCCUAUAUUCCAGCGUGAACCCUCAAGCUGCUGAUAGCUGGUAUUUUCUCGCUCGACCGAUGGAGAUUUGCUACACACAUAUCCCCCUACUCCCAGAGCAUCAGCAUGUCUGCCCUCCGAUUAACCCUGCAAUCCUACUGUCUCUUCCAUGUGCCUGCCCUGCCUUUUUCAAAAAUGGUAUGCACUUGCCGAAUUAUGAUACCAGCUUAUUUCAGAUAAAUGGGUUGGAGACAGUGCAGAUUCGUAUUCAUGUUCCCCCUGAUGUGGAAUGCAUUGCGGAAGUUGAAGCCAUUGCAUUCGCCUGUGAUGCAGAUGGCGACCGUUUUGAGAGCGGUGACGUGGUAAAGAAAAAGGCCUUGACCCAGGCUGAUUGGUUCCGCGGCCAGAAGCGAUUCACAGUCAAAGCUGUGCUGCCAGGCGAUGAGGGACAGGGUGUGCUGAAGGUGUAUGCCGGGAAGAAAGGUCUAAUGCACUCAUCAAAAGACAUUCCACAUCCGCUGGCUUUUGCUAUUCCAAUCCUUCAUACUGGUGAAAACCCUCCUUAUGAAUUUCUUAUUCGUCACCCAACUCCUCACGCACAGCGUCAUGACCUGUACGUUAUACAGCCGCAAUGUGGGCGGUUGGCCAUCAAUAACACGUUUGUCUUUGCCGUUCGGCAGCAUCCGGCCUAUUCGCCCUCCACAACAGCAAGUUUCAGUGAAGUGAGUGGUCGAGUGUCUCCGAACCCUUUCGCUCGACCCUCGAGCUCACUCAGCAUGGUAUCUUCCAUCGCCACUGUUUCAAAUGCAUCGACUACUUCUGUGAACAGCAAGGGACACGGUUCGCGCGAGAAACCAGCAAAGUUGGCGGUACAAACUCCAUCAGGCAAGAUUUUACGACUGACGAGAAAAGCGGAUCAUAUGAUUACGACAAGCAUGGCUACUGAAUGGGCUAACGAUGGGCUUCCCGAUGGGAGCGUUUGGGAGACGGUCAUCAAGGUUAGCGAGCGGGGCGUUUGGAGAGGGCUGGUGCUGGCAGAUCGGAGUGCUAGAUGGUGCGUUUGGGGAGAAUGGGAGUGUAUCUGA
Molecule: messenger RNA, 4827 nt
Organism: Uncinocarpus reesii 1704
Lineage: Eukaryota; Fungi; Ascomycota; Eurotiomycetes; Onygenales; Onygenaceae
Exons: 3
Coding region: 1-4827 (1608 amino acids)
Molecular function (GO): protein binding
Source: RefSeq, a predicted model, not a curated record